Molecule: messenger RNA, 11223 nt
Organism: Loxodonta africana (African savanna elephant)
Lineage: Eukaryota; Metazoa; Chordata; Mammalia; Proboscidea; Elephantidae
Gene: PALS2
Product: protein associated with LIN7 2, MAGUK p55 family member
Exons: 10
Coding region: 1334-2791 (485 amino acids)
Cellular component (GO): cell-cell junction; plasma membrane
Molecular function (GO): protein binding
Source: RefSeq, a predicted model, not a curated record
CUUUGUCUGGUUUUUGUAUUAGGAUGAUAAUGAUCUUGUAGAAUGAAUUGGGAAGUGUUCUCUCUUCAAAUUUUUGGAAGUUUGUGAAGAAUUGGUGUUAAUUCUUCUUUAAACAUUUGGUAGAAUUCACCCAUGAAGUCCUCCUGGUCCCAAGCUUGUUAUGAGAAGUUUUCUGACUACAAAUUCAAUCUCUAUUCAGAUUUUCUAUUUUUUUAAAUUGUGAUUUAGGUGAAAGUUCCCAGAGCAAAUUAGUGUAUCAUUAAAAAGUUAACAUACAAACUGUUUUAUGACAUUGGUUGCCAACCCUGCGAUGUGUCAACACUCUCCUCUUCUCCACCCCAGGUUCCCUGUUUCCAUUAGUACAGUUUUCCUGUCCCUUCCUGCCUUCUCGUCUUGCUUUUGGGCUUGUGCCCAUUAGUUUCAUAUACAUGAUUGAGCUAUGAAGCACAUCCCUUAUGUGUGUUAUUGUUGGCCCUGUAGGCCUGUCUAAUCCUUGGCUGAAGGAUGAACCUCAGAAAUAACUUCAGUACUGAGUUAAAAGGGUGUCCGGGGGUCAUACUUUCGGGGUUUUCCCAGUCUCUGUCAGACCAGCAAGCCUGGUCAUUUUCAUUUUUGUAAAUUUAAAUUUUGUUUUAAAUUUUUCUCCUAGUCUGCCUGGGACCCUCUAUUGUGAUCCCUGCCAGAGCAGUUGGUGGUGGUAACUAGGCACCAACUAGUUGUGCUGGACCCAGUCUGGUUGAGGUUGUGAUAAGUCGUGGUCCAUUAGUCCUUUAGACUAAUCUUUCCCUUGUGUCUUUGGUCUUCGUCAUUCUCCUUUGUUCCAGCUGGGAUGGGAUGAGUAGAUGUGCCUUAGAUGGCCUCUAUCAGGCUUUUAAGACCCCAGUGGCUACGCACCACAGUUGGAUGUAGAACAUUUUCUUUAUCAACUUACGCUGAUUAAGCUAGAUGUCCCCCAGGACCAUGGUCUCCAGCCUUUAGCCCAGUAGCUCAGUCUCUCAGGGAGUUUGAAUGUGUCUGUGAAGUUUCUAUGACUUUGCUCUGGUUCUGUUACUUCUUGUGUGGUGUUUUUAAAUUUGAAAAAUAUAAAGCCAAGUGUACAGUAGGUAAGUAUGUAUAAGGUAGUCCUGUGAAGCCCAAAUUGAGUAUAAGAACGAGUCCUACUACUAAUUUCAUGGGAAGUCAAUUUGGAGCCUAUACCUAUUUAACAAUUCCAUUUUUUAAAUAUGAUUUUUAAGAGUGUUAAUGUCUUUUACUUGUACUAUUUUAUAAUCUUUAUUCCAUAGUGGCUUGGAAUUUAAAUUUUCUUUUUUUAUUGCUUUUUAUCUCAGCAGCAAUGCAGCAAGUGUUGGAUAACCUUACGGAACUGCCCUCAUCUACGGGAGCAGAAGAAAUAGACCUAAUUUUCCUCAAGGGGAUUAUGGAGAAUCCUAUUGUAAAAUCACUUGCUAAGGCUCAUGAGAGGCUAGAAGAUUCAAAACUAGAAGCUGUCAGUGACAACAACUUGGAAUUAGUCAAUGAGAUUCUUGAAGAUAUCACUCCUCUGAUAAAUGUGGAUGAAAAUGUGGCAGAACUGGUUGGUAUUCUCAAAGAGCCUCACUUCCAGUCACUCUUGGAGGCCCAUGAUAUUGUGGCAUCAAAGUGUUAUGAUUCACCUCCCUCAAGCCCAGAAAUGAACAAUUCUAUCAAUAAUCAGUUAUUGCCAGUGGAUGCCAUUCGUAUUCUUGGUAUUCACAAAAGAGCUGGAGAGCCAUUGGGUGUAACAUUUAGGGUUGAAAAUAAUGAUCUGGUGAUUGCCCGAAUCCUUCAUGGAGGAAUGAUAGAUCGACAAGGUCUGCUUCAUGUGGGAGAUAUCAUUAAAGAAGUCAAUGGCCAUGAGGUUGGAAACAAUCCAAAGGAACUACAAGAAUUACUGAAAAAUAUUAGUGGAAGUGUCACCCUAAAGAUUUUACCAAGCUAUAGAGAUACUAUUAUUCCUCAACAGGUAUUUGUGAAAUGUCAUUUUGAUUACAAUCCAUACAAUGAUAACCUGAUACCCUGUAAAGAAGCAGGGUUGAAGUUUUCAAAAGGAGAAAUUCUUCAGAUUGUCAACAGAGAAGAUCCAAAUUGGUGGCAGGCUAGCCAUGUAAAAGAGGGAGGAAGCGCUGGUCUGAUUCCAAGCCAGUUCCUGGAAGAGAAGAGAAAGGCAUUUGUUAGAAGAGACUGGGACAAUUCAGGACCUUUUUGUGGAACCAUAAGUAGCAAAAAAAAGAAAAAGAUGAUGUAUCUCACAACUAGAAAUGCAGUUACUUCACGGAAACCAAGGGAAGAUGAAAAAGAUGGACAAGCAUAUAAAUUUGUGUCACGAUCUGAGAUGGAAGCAGAUAUUAAAGCUGGAAAAUAUUUGGAACAUGGGGAAUAUGAAGGAAAUCUCUAUGGAACCAAGAUUGAUUCUAUUCUUGAAGUUGUCCAGACUGGAAGAACUUGUAUUUUGGAUGUCAAUCCACAAGCACUGAAGGUGUUGAGGACAUCAGAGUUCAUGCCCUAUGUUGUAUUUAUUGCUGCCCCAGAACUGGAGACACUGCGAGCCAUGCACAAGGCUGUGGUGGAUGCUGGAAUCACUACCAAGCUUUUGACGGACUCUGACUUGAAGAAAACAGUUGAUGAAAGUGCCCGGAUUCAGAGAGCAUACAACCACUAUUUUGAUUUGAUCAUCAUUAACGAUAAUCUAGACAAAGCCUUUGAGAAACUACAAGCAGCCACUGAGAAACUGAGAAUGGAACCGCAGUGGGUCCCAAUCAGCUGGGUUUACUGAUAAUUCAAUAAGGCUAGCAAUCAAAAUGAAACUUAAAAAAAGUGACUGCAACAAAUAAACCUUCUGCUGAGAAAAUACAAGCUGAGAUAGAAGAUACCUGCCACGUCUAGGCAUUUUUAUUGUGUAGAUUGAAAUAACAGUACACUACUCUGAAUUUUUAUAUAAAAUGUGGUUGGGAAAGUGUACUAAUAUAUAAUUUAUCUUAAUUUUUCUAACUUUUUACGGAUAACCUUUCUAUUCAUAUCACAUAAAAAAAUGCGUUGAAGCAUUUUGUAUAUGUUUUGAUUUAGUACUCUUGCCUUUUUCAUCAAAGGAAUUUGCAAAUCACUCACUCUAACAUUGGUGUCACGUUUUCACUGUGAUAAUGAAUACUUGAAAUCAUUUUGUAAAGCCGUCACUUAGUUCAGUGUUUAACUAGGGAAGGGUCAGUUACUCUUAUUAGGAGAAAACAGUAAUUAUUUCCUUCAUUUCUUUCAGAAGCAGAAUUUUAAUGUCAGUGCUACAGGUAGUCUCCUACCAUCCGGAUCUGACAUCGUAAUUCUGCUAAAUGCUGUAUACUUCCAUUACAUCAGAGAUGUGUGGCUGUCCAUUCUCAUUUAUACAGAUACAUUGGUGGUUUCCCUUCAUUUCUGUCUUUAGUGAAAAAAUGAAGAGCAAUACCUUGCACUCUCUCAUGAAGUUAUUCUUUUCCUUUGUUGCAGUGACACGCUGAUGCUAACCGCUUUAACAUGCACAGUCCCUUCUGAGAUCUAAGCAAGGUCAUGCACACCGAGAGAGUGCCUUAUCCUAUAAAGCCCUACAACAAAAUGACACCUGAGGACAGCUGACUUACUUUCACAUGUAAAAAUUUAACUGACUAAGUGAACCUCCUGUUUUAGAAAGCUUUUUAUUAGGAUAUGGUCAGCAAUUGUAUCGUGCCUCUGCACAUUUCUAUGACAUUUAAAGAUGCCUCUAAGUUUGCAAUUGUGAAUGAUCAGUGUGCUUUUUAAAGUGUCAUGUGAUCAUUAGGGUAUCUGUUCUGUUUGUUGUGUUGAGAGCCAGAUCCAUUGAACAGUUUAUGAAAUCUGGAAAUAAUUGCCAGCUAUUUGUUCAUACACGCAUGCACACUAUACAUAAGCAUACAUACACACAAAUAUUAGUACAUUAUAUAAUAUGCAUUAGAUAAUAUAUGUUAAAUAAUAUUUGACAUUUCUGUUAGGAAAUGUGGUUUUAUUGAUUAGGAAAAAAGCUCUCUCCCUUUAGAUUCAUUAAUGUGCAAUUUUUACAUUUACCUCAGUUAAUAUCUUCCUUUAGGAUUCUUGGGUAGUAUAAAUUCUUCCUAAAACAGAUUCAGAAGUUCAACUCAGCAAUUAAACUAGUUAACCAUAUUUUAUAUUGCUGCUAGCUUUUCAUAUAAACAGUGUGCACACUUACAAAGAGUUUGGUGCUUAAGUAUGGGUGAUCAUCUCUGUCUGGUGACAGGCAUCAGACCCCUGAAUGUGUUUUCCCCCUCAGCCAAGUGAUCUCAUAGGAUGCCAGCUGGGAGGACUUCGAGGGAAGACAAAGUCCAUGGCAAUAAGCAGUAUUCUCACACAUUGUUCUAAAUGUCUUUCACAGUCAAACUCUCAAGUUGCUAUGUUGUUAAGACAGAAAACCUUUAGGUAUUUUUUUAAUUCCAGAAUUUCAUAGCCAGAACACAAAUUCAUAUUCUCGGUCCUAGGAUAGGAAUUUGGUGACAAAAUGGACCAUACUCUUGUAAUAACUUCGGAAACUUUUAAACCACAUAUGUUUGCAGCAAACUUGGCAUCUUCUCAAAGCAACGUGAAUCCAAGCACAGUAUCAAGGCGCUGUCCCAGGAUUUAGGGUUUUACUCCCGCACUCUCAGGAACCAUGCAGUCAGAGUCCUUCCUGCUGCUGCACGGAGCCUCUCGGAAUAGCACUCAGAUAAUGGGAGCGGCGUGAGAAGAUUAUCUGCAAAAUAUCCCAACCAUCAUGACAGUGGAGAUGAAUUUUAUAUCAUAUGUAUUUUAGCCUUAUCGUGUGAUAUAAAAAUGCAUAUUAUUUAGAAAAUAGUCUGUACUUCAAAGAAUUGUUUCUAUUAUAAACAGUAUCCAGGACUGAAUAACUACUAGGUCAAGUUAAUAAGUAUUAGAUUCCUCUUAAUAUAAAAGGAAAUAAUAGUUUAGUUCACAUCAGUCUAGAUGCCAGACCUAAAGAGAAUACAUUUAGAAAAGUUCAUUGUAUCUCCAUAGAGUUACUGAACUUGAAAGUCCUGUCUGAGUCUGUAGAACCGAGCAGUGCUCUGCUGGGGUGGGGAGGCCUGGAGGACCCAGGAUUGUCCCUAGGUCAUGGAAGUGUAGCUGUGAUCAAGAAAAUGUGAACUUCUCUUGUGGGAAAGGCCUAUGAUAAUUAGCUUUACUGAAGAGAAGUAGUUUAUAGUGAUAGUAAACAGUUGGUUAUAGUUAAAUUAUAGGCACAAGCACAUACGCUUUUGGAAACAUGAUGUGCCAAUAGUAACACACCUGAAGAUCCUGUGUGGACUGGUGAGUGUCCGCACUCAGCGUUCAGGACAUGACUGUAUACACCUCAAGUUGUUGUUUUUUUUUUUCCAAAUGCACAAAUGCCCAUAAAAGUGAUGUUCCUGGAUAAGUCAUAAUUUGUAUGAAAUAUAUAUGCCGCCCUAUAAACUAGGCCUUUAUUAUGCAGUCUUGAGCUCCAUUUGGAUGUUUGGGUAGUAUCAAGUACAUCAGGACUUUGUUUUUCUUUUGACCAACUCUGUGCAAUUGCUGAACAUAGCUUUCUAAAUACAAAUUCUACCAGAAACCCAGUAUGACUAUAGCAAUAGUAGCCCAAACCCUAGAUUCUAGAAUCUAGUGCAUUUAUCAUACAAUCAAUCCAAUCCUGUUGCUGUCGAGUCAAUUCUGACUAUAAAAACAAAUUUUCUUUAAAACAGCAAAUUGGCUAUUAAGAUGAAUUUAGAAAAUAACCAAAGUUAGCAAUAAAAUAGAGUGACAUUAUAAGUUAUGGGCAGAUACUAACUGCUUUGACCAUUAUAUCCCAAUGAAAAUAAAAGAUUACUUACUUUAAAAAUUAAUCAAAAUGGUGGUACUUUUUAUGUAUAACAGUAAAUGUCAUGAUCCAGUAAUUGGGCUUGAUUUCCAAGAUGGAUAGCCAUGGAGUUAGGUACAGUUAUUUUGAAUUGGCAGACACUGAAGAUAAAGUUUUGCAAAUUGGUUAAAAUAAUAGUCUACUUGUACUUUUAUGACUUCUGAAACAAUACUCCAUUAUCCAGAAAUCACAGGCGAGAGAGCCAGUAAUUUUGUAGUGAUGAAUCUUUUUGGAAAAGGCAGUCCUGAAGUUUCAUGUACAUAGAUAAUAGGUUUUUUUUUUUUUUUAAUGUUUGAUUCAUCAUAUAUAUAUAAUAUAUACAGCUACGUGUAUAAUAUGUAAAAUUCUCCCAAAGUACAUGCAUCAUAAAAUGUAUUCACCCAUGUAAUUCUAACUAGUGUUCUAAGAAUUUUGAUUACUCAAAUGUCUAGAUAUUCUGAAACUACUAUUUUAAAAACUCUGGUUCUACCUUGAGGUGGAUUCUGAUUUCUGGAAAAUGUAUGAGGAAUUAAACUUAUAAAAUUAUCAUUCGUUAUUAUAACUUGAUUUCCUUAAGGAAAGAAGGACGGAGUCCUGGAUGAGAAACCUCUUGGGAAACACUUAUUUGACCUUCUGCAUGAAUUUGUAAUAUGGUUCAGGUUUACAAAUUAUGGUACCUACCCUCCUCUUGUUACAAGGAAUUCGGAGAAUUCAUGUAAAAUGUGUAAUAUAUUUGGAGUUCUUGAGGGCAAGUCAGUUAUUUUAAAUAAUGGGGUAUGAUUAUUUACAAACUUUGAAGAAUACAUUGGACUAAUAAGUCAGCAUCAGAUCGGUUGAGAAAGAUGACAAUUCUAUAAUUUUUUAAGGUAAGGUUAUUUUUAAAUCACAUUUUUGUUCUACUGUUUUCAAGUUUUAUUCAUUGUUUUCAAAUUUCCCAUGACUCAUUGUGUGCCUUCUGUGUACCUGGAGUGAUUUCUGAAGAAUGCACAGAGUCAAAAAUGAGUCCUUAGCACACUAAAAACGGAAGGAAUGAGGACAUCACAUUUCUAAGGUAAGAAACUAAAAGCAUGGUUUGCGCCACCUCAGUAUUACGCUGCAGUACUUUCUUAGAAGUACUCAAGUACCUUCUUACAAUGUUUCCUCUUGUGAUCAAAAUAGAGAGGUGUACUUUGACUACCAGAGAUCCUAAUUCUGACUCCUGACCAUGUGACCUUCGAUAAAAUUUCUAUCUCCCUGGUCACCGUGAGUUAGAAUCAACUCAGUGGCGACUAGUUUACUUAUUACUCUGCUUACUUUAUCCUUUUCUUCUGUGCAUCUGAUUUAUUGAGGGUGCUUAUCCUUUAGUUCUUGUAAAGUGUGUCUCUUUCUGAAGUAAUGUAGUGAGUGAUGAACACCAUCAGGGACCCCAGGAUGUAGUUGCAGCCUGGAAGAGGGUCUGCUCUGCUCUCUUAGUGCUCCUCGUCAGGAGGUCCAUUUUAGUUUUCCAUUGCUAGGUCCUUCUAGUUCCAGAUCCUUAGCAAGUUCUUACUGCUGGACAACUCACAAAUCAAUGUAAGCGACCCUAUACUGAUUUACAUCAGAAGAGUCCGAUCUUUGCUUCCUAAAGCUGCCCUACCUUAUUCUUACACCUGAAACUUAUCACUGCCACUGUAUUAUUUAACCCAUACUGUUAAGUUUAAAAGGCAUCUGUCUUUUUAUAGGGAGGAAUAUUCAUGAUUAGACUGUUAGUAGACACCAAAGCCCAGUUAUUACUUUCUAAUAGCUUCUCAGUCAUCAUUGGCUGGUAAUGCAAAAGCCAAUGAGGAAUAUGACUUACCUCCACACCCAAAAGUCUGUCAGAGGUUACAGUUUUCUUUUUUUCCUGCUAACUUUUGCUGUUUUCUAAUCUCCAGCCCAAACUGCAUGACUGUGCAUCUACAGUUAACAGUAAUGUCACCUAUAAUUUGGCAGAUUAAAUGACUCAGUGCUUGUAAAAUAACUGUCUUUGUAAAACCACAGAAUAAGAGAUUUUUUGGCUUGUUUUUGCUACCACAGAGUAGAAGCCAAAAGGUCUUAUUUUAAAAGUUGGAAAUGGAGGUCUUUCGUUGCAUUUUAGCCAAUAGCAAGUCAGGCUUAGUGUCUUAGUUAUCUAGUGCUGCUGUAACACAAACACCACAAGUGGGUGGCUUUAACAAACAGAAAUUUAUUUACUCAGUUUUUUGUUGAUGUUGUUAGGUGCCAUUAAGUCUGUUCCGACUCAUAGGGACCCCUGUAUACAAUGGAAUGAAACACUGCCUGGUCCUGUGCCAUGCUCACAAUCAUUGCUAUGUUUGAACCCAUUGUUACAGUCAAUGAAUGUGCCAGUCCAUCUUGUUGAGGGUCUUCCUCUUUUUCACUGUCCCUUGCUUUACCAAGCAUGAUGUCCUUCUUCAGGGACUGGUCCCUCCUGAUAACAUGUCCAAAGUACAUGAGACAAAGUCUCUCCAUACUUUUUCUAAGGAGCAGUCUGACUGUACUUCCAAGACAGAUUUAUUUGUUCUUCUGGCAGUCCUUGGUGUAUUCUGUAUUCACCAAUACCAUAAUUCAAAGGCAUCAACUGUUCUUCCGUCUUCCAUAUUCAUUGUCUAGCUUUUGCAUGCAUAUGAAGCUACUGAAAAUAGUUUUUUUUUAGGUCAGGCGCACUUUAGUCCUCAAGGUGACAUCUUUGCUUUUCAACACUUUAAAGAGGUCUUUUGCAGCAAAUGUGCCCAAUAUACCACAUUUGAAUUCUUGACUGCUGCUUCCGUGGUUAUUGGUUGUUAGUCCAAGUAAAAUGAAAUCCUUGACAACUUCACUAUUUUCUCCAUUUAUCAUUAUGUUGUUUAUUGGUCCAGUUGUGAGGACUUUUGUUUUCUUUAUGUUGAGGCAUAAUCCGUAUUUGAUCUUCAUCACUAAGUGCUUCAAGUCCCCUUCACUUUCAGCGAGCAGGGUUGUGUCAUGUGCAUAACACGGGUUGUUAAUGAGUCUUUGUCCAAUCCUGAUGUGUUGUUCGUAUAGUCUAGCUUCUUGGGUUAUUUGAUCAGCAUACAGAUUGAAUAAGUACAGUGAAAGGAUACAGCCCUGAUGCACACCCGUCCUAAUUUUAAACCAUCUUAAUGGUUCCUUCCACAGUCGGCCCCUGGCCUUCUUCUGACUGCUGAUAUUGAGCUCCUCCACCGUGUCUUUCCACAGAUGUAGUUGAUUUGAUUCCUGCAUAUUCCAUCUGGUAAGGGUCACAUGUAUAGUCGCCAUUUAUGUUGUUAAAAAAAUGUAUAUCCAAUGAAUUGGUCAUUGGUCUUUCAAAAUUCUAUCAUGUGAUCUCCCGCACUGUUUCUGUCACCAAGACCAUAUUUUCCAACCAUGAUCCUUCUUUGUUUCCAGCUUUCACAUUCCAAUCACAGGUAAUUACCAAUGCAUCUUGAUUGCAUGUUUGAUCAAUUUCAGACUACAAAAGUUGGCAGAAAUCCAUUUUCUUCCUCUUUGGCAUUAGUUUUGGUGUGUAAAUUUAAGUAACAGUUGUAUUAACUGGUCUUUGUAGGAGUAUGGAUGUUAUGCUAUCAUUGAUGUCAUUAUAUUUCAAGAUAGGUCUUGAAGUGUUCUUUUGACAGUGAAUGUGAUGCCAUUUCUCUUCAACUUGUCACUCCUCGUAUAGUAGGCCAUAUGAUCAUCAGAUUCAAAAUGGCCAAGACCAGUCCGUUUCAGCUCACUAAUGCCUAGGGUAUCAAUCUUCAAGAGUUCCAUUUUUGACAACCUCCAGUUUUCCCUGAUGCAUACUUCGUACAUUCCACAUUCCAAUUAUUAAUGGAUGUUUGCAGCUGUUUCUUCUCAUUUUGUGUUGUGCCAAAAUGAGCUGUCUCAGAGUUUAGGAGGCUAGAAGUCCAAAUUCAGGGCGCCAGCUGGGGGAAUGCUGUCUCUCUGUUGGCUCUGGGGGAAGGCCCUUGUUUCUUCAGCUUCGGUUCCUUGGCUCUCUGGUGAUCUUUAUGUGGUAUAGCAUCUAUCUUCCCCCAUAUCUGCCAGUUUUCUUGCUUGAUCUGCUUCUUUUGUAUCUCAAAAGAGAUUGACUCGACACACCCUACACUAACAUAAUAACAUAAUUAACAUAAUAAAAAACUCAUUCCCAAAUGGAAUUAUAACCAUAGGGGUUAGGAUUUAAACAACACAUAUUUUGGGAGGAAACAAUUCAAUCCGUAACAGGUAAUACCAUAGAUGGCAAGCCUUACCUGAAAUUUGUUGUUGUUAAUUGCUGUUGAAUCUAUUCAGGCUCUUGGUGACCCCAUAGGGUCUUCAAGGCUGUGGCCUUUCAGGAGCAGAUUGCCAGGCCUCUCUUCCAAGGCACCUCUGGGUGGGUUCGAACUGCCAAACUUUCGGAUAGUAGUUGAAUGCUUAACCUUUUGCACCACCCAGACUCCACCUUAAAUUUGGCUUUCCUUAAAUCAGUCAAGGUGUCCUGGGAGCUUGGACGAAGCCUUAUGAACUUCAAGAGGGAAAAAGGAGUAUAGCAUUAAAGAAAAUUCAUCAGUUGUAAAUUACCAACAUUAAAUCAGAAGCCUUUACCAGUUAAAAUGUAUGGUUUUUGUCUUACUCUUUAAUAGGAGAGGUGGGCAGUAGUAUAGAUGGCAUUGCUUUGAAGCUAGAAAGCUUGUUCUGGCAAACAUAGUCCAAAUGAGGAAUGCCUUAGUUUUUUCAUGUAGAACCAGAUUUGAGGCUCAUCUACAGCUGUACUCACAAUACAAGAUAAAUUCUUGUGGGUGUGUGUCCUCUUUUAAAAAGAACUGCUGACUUACCCAUGAUUCUUCAGUGACAUUGAUUUAUAAAGAAGUGGUACCAUGGAAAAUACAAGGAUCAUUUUCUACAUGUUCUAUUGAGCUCUGUGAGAGCCUGUGGUAUUUGAUGUGAAAACUUCCCUUUAGGAUUUCUUACUUGGUUCCCCCCUCUUCCUGCUCCCUUUUUUUUUUUUUUUUGGUAUAUCUUGACACUGAACACAAAUGCAUGCUCUUUUAUCCUCUAGUCUUUGAAGUAACUGUAGAAGAAAACCUUUUUUUUUCCUUAAUGGAGGGCAAAGUACUUGUUAGCAAUCUAAAAACCAAACCUGAACAAGCUGCUACAAUAAGUUUCUAAUGAAAAAAAUUAAAACUUUAAAGUUAAUUGCUACUACUUUCUAAGUUAUUGUAUUACUGGUUCCUGUGUAAAUGAAUCAUUACUGCUGUCCUUGUAUAAAUAAAAUCUUCCUGCAGUGCAAUUAAGUAUGGACUUUUUAAGAAACUGUCCCCAUAUAAAUCCUUUCUUUUCACAUCCUUCCAUGUUGUCCAAAAAAUUAUUGAAAUAUUGAGUCUGUGAGAUUACAUAUAUCCUGGUAAAAUAUUUUUGUA